Molecule: messenger RNA, 642 nt
Organism: Lampris incognitus (smalleye Pacific opah)
Lineage: Eukaryota; Metazoa; Chordata; Actinopteri; Lampriformes; Lampridae
Gene: ly97.3
Product: lymphocyte antigen 97, tandem duplicate 3
Exons: 4
Coding region: 101-415 (104 amino acids)
Source: RefSeq, a predicted model, not a curated record
AUAUGACUGGUCAACAGAGGUGACUGGGCUAUAAAACAAGGACAGCCAAUCGCGUACAUCCCAUUUUUCGAUACGACGCCACAGAGCAUUGAAUAAAACCAUGAAGUUGGUGGUGCUUGCUUUGGCCCUGGCUCUGCUUUUUGCAGCUGGUGAUGCCCUGGACUGCCAUCGGUGCAUCUCCAGAAAGGCUGGAGGGCAGUGUGAGUCCAGCGUAGAGACAUGCGCACCAGAGAAGGAUGCGUGUGCUGCUGCCAAGUUCCUUACAGAACCAUAUGGCCAGUACCAGAAGUGCAUGACCAUGUUAGACUGCCAGAUGCUGAAGAUAAACGCCUUCGUCGACAUCAGCUGCUGCAACAGUGACAUGUGCAAUGAGUUCUCGGGGUCCGAAACCCACCUCAGCCAGCAGAGAGAAUGAGGGACGGCCCUGCAACCAUGACUUACCUUUCAGUUGAUCAAUAUUCCAGUGUGUCAGGGUGCCUCUGAGCAAGACACUAAACUCCCAAACGCCUCAGAGGAACGGAUCAGGGAAGUAAAAAGGGCAGCCUAUGUGUGUGUUACCUGUAAGUACCAAACAGGGCAGCACUGAGAGCAUGAAGUGCCCCUUCCUUCAUGGGAUAAAUAAAGAUUAAAAUAAGAAUUUGA